Molecule: messenger RNA, 4790 nt
Organism: Cyprinodon tularosa
Lineage: Eukaryota; Metazoa; Chordata; Actinopteri; Cyprinodontiformes; Cyprinodontidae
Product: ankyrin repeat and IBR domain-containing protein 1-like
Exons: 22
Coding region: 403-4236 (1277 amino acids)
Biological process (GO): protein polyubiquitination; ubiquitin-dependent protein catabolic process; positive regulation of proteasomal ubiquitin-dependent protein catabolic process
Cellular component (GO): ubiquitin ligase complex; cytoplasm
Molecular function (GO): ubiquitin protein ligase activity; ubiquitin conjugating enzyme binding; zinc ion binding
Source: RefSeq, a predicted model, not a curated record
CUGUAUCCUGCUCUGUGUGUUAGCAACAACAAAAGUAAAGCCGGAGCAGAGUCCGCUGUCAGCAGCAUCUUCUCUCCCGUCCUCUGCCGCCGGGCUCAGCUGGCUGAGAGGAUGCUUAAGCAAAACGGAACCCGGAGAAGCGAAUGACAUUUGUUAGACGAUGGCACCCCAGUUCCCAUACGUACUCCCCAGUGGCCAGCUGUGGUGAUAUUGACAAUGCUUUUCAUCAUCUGACUUGCAGAUCAAUAACGGGGAAGGAGGAUGCAGAAGCAUGUUGCUUUAAAGUGUGACCUGCGGUGAACGGGGGAGGCAGAAAAGGAGGAGGAGGAAGAGUGAGGUGUAGGCAAGCAUUGAGUGAUCUGCCACAGCUCCCAGUAGGGGGCCCACUGCAAGCGGAGCGCAAUGGGCAACACGGCCACCAAGUUCCGCAAGGCGCUGGUGAGCGGGGACGAGGCACUGGCUUGGCAGCUGUAUGAGGGCAACCCUCAGUUCAGGGACGGCCUGGACCCAAACGCAUCAUACGGGGAGCAGUACCAGCAUAACACACCUCUGCACUACGUAUGUCGCCAUGCCAUGACUCGGCUGCUCAGGUCGUUCCUGUUCAGCAAAGAGGGAAACCCAAACAAGCGUAAUGUGCACAAUGAGACGUGCCUCCACGUGCUGUGCCAAGGCCCGCAGAUCCUGCUUCUGCCAGAGGGAGCGCUGUCUCCGCGGCUGGCCCGACCGCAGAGGGAUGAGCAGCGCCGCUCAGACUGCCUCCAGAUGAUCCUGAGCUGGACUGGAGCUAGGCUGGAAAGUGGCCAGUAUGAGAAGGCCAACGUGAACACCACCGACAACCACCACAGCACCUGUCUGCACUACGCUGCUGCUGCAGGAAUGAAGAGCUGCGUGGAGCUGCUGAUUCAAAGCGAGGCUGAUCUGUUUGUGGAGGACGAGGACAAGCUGACGCCAUGCGACCAUGCCGAGCGGCACCACCACACCGACCUGGCGCUCAGUUUGGAGUCACAGAUGGUUUUCUCCUGCGCCUCAGCUCAGCAGUCAAGCAGAGAUGCACACGGUGAAAGCCGCCUGAUGCAAUACAAGGAGCCUUACGAGGGACUAAAGAUUCAGGAUCUACGCCGACUGAAGGACAUGCUGAUAGUCGAGACUGCAGACAUGCUGCAAGCUCCACUUUUCACUGCUGAAGCCCUGCUUCGAGCGCACGAUUGGGACAGAGAGAAGCUUCUGGAAGCCUGGAUGUCUGAUGCUGAAGGCUGCUGCCAGCGCUCCGGUGUCACCAUGCCAACCCCUCCGCCCAGCGGCUACAAUGCCUGGGAUACAUUGCCGUCUCCACGCACCCCUAGGACCCCACGCUCACCUUUGACGCUCACUCUCACUUCCCCCACUGACAGUUGCCUCACACCUGGAGAGGAGGGCCUUGCUACGUGUGGCAUCUGUCUCUGCUCCAUCUCAGUUUUUGAAGACCCGAUUGACAUGUCCUGUGGUCAUGAGUUCUGCAGAUGCUGCUGGGAGGGGUUUCUUAAUGUAAAGAUUCAGGAAGGCGAUGCUCACAAUAUCUUCUGCCCAGCCUAUGAGUGUUACCAGCUGGUACCUGUUCAUGUGAUCGAGAGCGUGGUCUCUAGAGAGAUGGAUCAGCGGUACCUGCAGUUUGAUAUCAAGGCCUUUGUGGAAAACAAUCCAUCUAUCCGCUGGUGUCCUGCGGCUCGGUGUGAGCGAGCAGUGAGGCUCACCAGACCCGGCCCCGGAGACAGCGACCCCCACAGCUUCCCCCUGCUGCCAUCUCCAGCUGUCGACUGUGGCAAGGGUCACCUGUUCUGCUGGGAAUGCCUCGGUGAGGCCCAUGAGCCAUGCGAUUGUCAGAUGUGGAGGAACUGGCUCCAGAAAGUCACAGAGAUGAAGCCUGAGGAAUUGGCAGGUGUGAGCGAGGCCUACGAGGACGCUGCAAACUGCCUGUGGUUGUUGACCAACUCCAAACCAUGUGCCAACUGCAAGUCGCCCAUUCAGAAGAAUGAGGGCUGCAACCACAUGCAGUGUGCCAAAUGUAAAUAUGACUUCUGUUGGAUAUGCCUGGAGGAGUGGAAGAAACACAGCUCAUCUACGGGAGGCUACUAUCGCUGUACUCGCUAUGAGAUCAUUCAGCAGCUAGAAGAGCAGUCCAAAGAGAUGACUGUGGAGGCAGAGAAGAAGCACAAAAGUUUCCAAGAGCUGGACCGUUUCAUGCACUACUACACUCGCUUCAAGAACCAUGAACACAGCUACAAGUUGGAGCAGAAGCUCCUGAAAACGGCUAAAGAGAAGAUGGAGCAGCUGAGCAGAGCCCUGAUUAGCCGUGAGGGAACUCCUCCAGACACCCGGUUUAUUGAGGACGGUGUGACCGAGCUGCUGAAGACGCGGCGCGUGUUGAAGUGCUCUUACCCUUACGGCUUCUUUCUGCAGCACGGCAGCACGCAGAAAGAGAUAUUUGAACUUAUGCAGACCGACCUGGAGAUGGUGGUAGAGGAUUUGGCUCAGAAAGUCAACCGGCCGUACCUCAGAACGCCACGGCACAAAAUAAUCAGCGCAGCGCGGCUGGUGCAGCAGAAGAGGCAGGAAUUCUUGGCGUCAGUGGCCCGCGGUGUUGCUCCAAACGACUCUCCUGAUCCUCCCCGCAGGAAUUACCCUGGGGGAUCAUGGGAUUGGGAGUACCUCGGCUUUGCAUCACCUGAGAUGGGAAGCCGUCACUCUGUACUGGGACCAGGAGAUCACAGAGAGAGACAGUCACAGGAUUACGCUGACAUCCAGUACCGUCGUAGACACAGACCACGGCGCAGAGGAGACAUGCUGAGUCUGCACAACCUCCGAAGCAGCAGCAACACGCCGGAGACCAGCAGGAGGAGUGAUAACACAGAUCCCACAGAAAGAACCGAAGGUCGCAGAAGAGCGCUGGGCUCCCUCGACGAAGACGACCCAAACAUACUUCUCGCCAUCCAGCUGUCGCUCCAGGAUUCCCGGAGGGAGCAGGGCCUGGAGGGAGGAACGGAGCUGGAGCACGACGGAGGACUGGAAAGGAGGCCGGGUCCUGAUCUGGCCGACGCUUCCUUACACACGCUUAGCAUGGAAGAUCCUCCAGGAGCCCGAGGUUCAUCCUUUCCCACCUCCCUCCUGGAUCCUCCGCGGCCCCCAAACAGGACAGACUCCACCUCACAGCCAUCUAUUCUAAGCUCCCUCCCCCUGCCUCCCCCUCCUCCCACCCUCAGCGCAGAGCUGCUGGAGCUGGGAGACAGCCUUAUGAAACUGGGGAACAUAACCACUCCUCACAACAUGGACACAGAGCCUACAUGCAGCCACGGUGCGCUGACCGCUCCUUCCAGCGACUGCAGCCACAGAGUAGACCACAACACAUCAGCUCAACGUGUGCUGGAUCAUAUCUCAAUCACAGAUCCUCAUCCUGACAGCAAAGAGCAGAGCUACUGUAGCUCCUCUGUUUAUUCGGCUGAGGGUGAACACCCUCCCUCCUGUGCACUGGACUGCACUCAUAACCCCCUUCAUGCUAGUCUGUAUAACCGGGGUCAUAACACAGGGGACUGCUCCUACCAGCCAGGUAACUCCUACACUGCAGAGCAUCCUUCCACCUAUGCUCUGGACCAGCCGCCCAGGCCAGAGCUUCAGCCUCCCAUCCAGUUGUGCCUCCCAUCACCAGAGCCAGAGCCAGACCUGCUGCUGUCCCCAGUUAUUCCGCCGGGGGCCCCUUUCACUCCCAGUGACCCUCAGAGCCUGGAGGCUUUGGACCCCACAGCAAGCGCUCAGCUGCUGGACAACAUCAUGGCCUGGUUCAACAACAACAUAAACCCCCAGAACAACCCGCAGAACCUGGCUCUCAUCCCGUCCCCGCCUACCACAGAAACUGACUCCUCCCCCGACACGCACACCGAGGCCGAGAGGGACAGGACCAGCGCCCCAGUAUGGCAGCCCCUGGAGGGCAAGCCUGACGCAGCGGAGGGCAGAGACACCCCAAAAAGGUCAAGGCCCGACUCUCUGGAGCUGGAAAAUAGAGACGUCGUGGAGGAGGGUGUGAGCAGGGGGUGUGUGUCGGACCUGUCGCUGGACGAAGUGCACACACACCCGCGGUCACACAGCCAGCACGGGGACGGCCUUCCUCACUCUGGCCCAGCCACAGAGGGGGACGCAGACGCCGUGCUGCAGCUGGAGGGGGGAGGGUCACCGGCGGAGUGGGAGGAGCAGGAACACUUGGUGUGACGCAGAGAGGAGCGGUCACCGGAUGUACCAUACUGUAUUUAAAGAUGAUGUCACACACAGGCUGGAUUUAAGUGCUUUGCGUCUGCUUCAGAAACAGACGAAUUAUUCAUUCAGACAAAAUAAGUUUUGGAGAAAAAAGCUGUUUAUAUCAGAACACAUGAACCACUCCAUAGUUUUAUUUAAAUCGUUAAUUUUCCUCCUGCUUCUCGUAUUUAUGUUCUCUGUUUGUUAAGGAUGAAGGGUUGGUGCUGCAAUCCAAGCUUGCCUCAUGCUUUAAAACUCUCGGCUGAUUGAAUAGCUGACAGACGACCCUAAACUCGUUCUAUCCCAGAGACCACAAUCAGAGAGGUGUCCUUCGGAUACCUGUGCCUGUUGUUGGUGCCAACACUGCCUCCUCACAGGAAGGUAUUUGCUCAAAGGCACUUCUAAAGGGCGGAUUAUACUUCUGCAAUCGCACACAUCAAAUGUCGCUUGGGUCUGGUUGCAAAACAGUUUUGCUGGUAUGCUUCGGCAACGUUGGCACGGAAUUUCUAGGGACGCACAGAAGUUUCCCG